Messenger RNA from Phalacrocorax carbo (great cormorant), 599 nucleotides. NCBI's taxonomy places the organism in Eukaryota, Metazoa, Chordata, Aves, Suliformes, Phalacrocoracidae. The record is from RefSeq and is a predicted model, not a curated record.
UUCCCUACCCGCGACUUUCCCAGCAUGGCCGCCCGGCCGCGACAUUUCCUCACUUCCGCCCGUGCGGGGGAACCCCCGUAGCGGAUAUAGCGGCUCCCGCUUCCGGCCGCGUCCCUUUUCGGUCGCGGCUGCCACCACGCCAACAUGCCCCUGGCGAAGGACUUGCUGCACCCUUCCCCCGAGGAGGAGAAGAGGAAGCACAAGAAGAAGCGGCUGGUGCAAAGCCCCAACUCCUACUUCAUGGACGUCAAAUGCCCGGGUUGCUACAAGAUCACUACGGUGUUUAGCCACGCUCAGACCGUCGUUUUGUGCGUGGGUUGUUCGACCGUGCUGUGCCAACCCACGGGGGGAAAGGCGAGGCUGACAGAAGGCUGCUCCUUCAGACGAAAGCAGCACUAAGCGAAGGGAGCGAGGGAUGGAUGGGACUCCUCGCGCAGAGCACGAGAGCAGGGGCUGCCGCCGCAGAGCUGCGCGUCCAGGCCUGACCCGAGUGCGUGGGCAGGCGCCCGCGGAAGGACCACCGCAAAUGUGACUGUCACGCUGUCCCCGUAGCCUCACCCGUCUUGCUGUCAAUAAAUUUUGGAUAAAAUACACACAAA